Trifolium pratense (red clover) is the source of this 1086-nucleotide messenger RNA. Its product is annotated as AT-hook motif nuclear-localized protein 28-like. Bases 165 to 935 code for a protein of 256 amino acids. Gene Ontology annotation, molecular function: DNA-binding transcription factor activity; minor groove of adenine-thymine-rich DNA binding. Lineage: Eukaryota; Viridiplantae; Streptophyta; Magnoliopsida; Fabales; Fabaceae. The record is from RefSeq and is a predicted model, not a curated record. The transcript has a single exon. Gene Ontology annotation, cellular component: nucleus.
ACAAAACCCCACAUUAUCACAAUUAUUUAAUACCCAAAAAAUCCAAUCACCUCAACUCUACUUUCACUUCUAUUCAUCUCUAUCUUGUCUUCUCUUCUCUUCAUAAUAGAGUCCUCUUCUCUUCUCUUCUCUUCUAUUAAACACAAGAACUUCAACAAGACAAAAUGUUCUCAAACUUUCAACAACAACAACAACAUAACCUUUUCCAAUCCUCUCGUGAAUGCCAAACAUCAGAAGAAGAUGAAACCCGAAGCAGCGGUGGGCCAAGCCCAAUAACAGCCCACAAGCCAAGUGGCGGCGACGGUUCCACUGUUGAGAUUGGUCGUAGGCCAAGAGGCCGUCCACCUGGCUCCAAAAACAAGCCCAAAACCCAAAUCAUAGUUAAUCGUCAGCCCGAGCCCACGAUGAGCCCACACAUUCUUGAAAUUCCCCAAGGCAGCGAUGUUGUUGAAGCAAUAGCCCGGUUCAGUAACCGAAGAAAAACCAGUUUAUGUGUAUUAACCGGUUCAGGUACCGUCUCUAACGUUACACUCCGUCAAAUAUCUGCUCCUCCCGGCACUACCGUUACUUUUCACGGCCAUUUUAACAUUCUCUCAAUCUCCGCUACGUUCUUCUCCAUGUCGGAACCCUCACCGCCGAUCCAAAAAGAAUUCUCGAUCUCUCUCGCCGGACCUCAGGGUCAGAUCGUCGGAGGGUUUGUCGUUGGACGGUUGCUUGCCGUUGGUCCGGUGUUUGUGAUUGCCGCUUCUUUUAACAAUCCAUCUUAUCAUAGGUUACCUUUGGAAGAGGAUGUUAUGAAUAAAUCAGUCUCCGGUGGUGGUGGUGGUGAUGAGAAGUCCCCACCGCAGCUCACCGGCGGUGGCGAGUCGUGUAUGUAUAGUGCUCAACUACCUUCGGAUGUGAUUUGGUCUACAACGCCAAGAACACAUUUCUGAAUUGUAAUGAAUAAUCACUUUUUGUUGCUAUUUUGCAAUUUUCUUUGGUCUUGAUUGGUUUAGUUGUUGAUGGUUUUGUAGAAAUUAACGGUGGUUUUGGUAGAUUUGUAUUAAGUCUAGUAAAUUAAUGAUUAAUUAAUUAUACUACUUA